This is a messenger RNA of Triticum aestivum (bread wheat), 2262 nucleotides long. Its product is annotated as NAC domain-containing protein 67. NCBI's taxonomy places the organism in Eukaryota, Viridiplantae, Streptophyta, Magnoliopsida, Poales, Poaceae. Bases 696 to 2051 code for a protein of 451 amino acids. The record is from RefSeq and is a predicted model, not a curated record. The transcript is spliced from 3 exons. Gene Ontology annotation, biological process: regulation of DNA-templated transcription. Gene Ontology annotation, molecular function: DNA binding.
AUCAAUUCUUCGUGAGAUUCGUGUGAGCGCAUAUAUACAUACAGGGUGAACAAUCCAUUGUUAGAUCACUGUUUGACCACAAGAAAACAUGAUCUAAUAGGCAAAGAUUAAAAUAGGGAAACACUAUUAGUUUUCCUGAUCAAGGCCUUUAAUCCUUGGAUCGUUGGGGAUCAACAAGAUCUGUUCUUCAUCCUCUGCAAUGAUGUUCUGCUCUUCUCUUGUCCGGCCAAAUCGCUCGAUAGGAGAGCAAAGUGCAUGAUAACGUGUUCUGAGUGAAAAGUAAAGAACGAGAGAGUUUAAUGAAAGAUGAUCCAUCAGUCUUUAUUGAUGAUAGAAGUGGGGUAUUUAUACCCAGGCGAAAGUACACAUGGUGCUUGGCGGUCAAGUAAAAACAUAGUUACUUGAGAGCCAAGGAAUUACAUAGUUGCCUUGAGAACCAAGGAAGUACAUGGUUGCUUGAGAACCAAGCAACCUAUCUAACAAUUAACUUAAUCCUAAUUAGCUUAAUUAAUAAGCAACUAUUCUAUUCUUAACACCCUCCAUGAGACGCCCAGCCCGAACGAUUACCGAGCAUGACGUGUCAUUAGCUCUGUGCCACCGCGCUAAGAUAUCUGACGGCAGAAAAUACGUCAUGACGUAAUUGCUUCGUGCCACAUGCAUAUAACACUUAUCAUUUAGGUUAUUUUAUUACAUUGAUGAUUGAUCCACAAGCAAAUCUUGAUGAGCUGUACUGUAUUUGGCUUCCAAACACGACCUUAUCCGUAACGGGGGAGUCCACGGGCACCACGACGCCGUGCGCUUCGCUGGCGGUCCGGGCGGUAUAUAAAUCGUCGGAUUACUACCCGGGUACGGAAUCGUCUCUGUCCCAAGAGGAAUCGGAUGCGACUCCGCAUCUCGACCUAAAACCGCGGCUCGCCGUCGAUCGAGGUGGGCCAGGUGCAGGCGGGCGGCCGGCCGGCCGUACGUGCAAAUCAUGGAUGGGAAACUACGUUUUUCCGCUGAACCUGCCUCCGGGCUACCACUUCGCCCCGUCGGGAGACGAGCUCAUCGUCCACUACCUUCGCCGGAAGCUGGACGGCCUCCCGCCGCACCUGCCCAUCUUCAACGACGUGACGCCCAUCAUCGACUACCGCCCGGAGCAGAUCACAGAUGAGUUCAGAGACUUCGGGGAGGGGGCUCGGUGGUACUUCUUCACCAAGCGGACCCGCAAGUACGCGACGGGCAGCCGGCCGGACCGGACCACGCCGGGCAAUGGCUUCUGGAAGGCCACGGGCCCCGUGAGGGAAAUCCCCAUCUGCCCCGGCGGCAAGCUGGUCGGGCGCGCGAGGACGCUGGUGUUCUACACCGGGCCGGAGAAGCCGACCCACUGGACCAUGUACGAGUACGAGAACCGCACGUCCGAGGCAGAGGCCAAUGACAAGAACGUCGACAAGCUUGGUGAGUGGGUCUUGUGCACGAUACAGAAGAGUCAGCGCUGCGACCAGAAGAAAGAGGCAGGCGGCAAGGCUAAAAGCAAGGCAGGCGGCAAGAAAAGGAAGGGCAAGGCACGGAACGGCGCCGAUCUAGUCCAGAUUCAGAGCGCCGAGGUGCCGGAGAUUGCGUGGCCGGAGAAAGUUGAUGAGGCGUACGUGUUCGACGACCUGGAGCAGACAGGUUGCCCCAAGAAGAGACCACAGAUUGAGCAGCAUGAACCGCCGCGCUCAGAGACAAUGAUGGUAGACGACUAUGACUACAAUGGUAUCCAAUACAUCUGGGAUGAUGAGUACAUGCCGCCGCCGCCGCUGCCGCUGCCGCUGGAGUAUGAGGUGGCGCCUCAUGUUGCAGGAGUAGGAUACAGCUACAACAACAUGAUGUAUCAGCCGGCUAACAGCUACCUACAUGCUGCGCAUUACGCGGUGGAGCAGGAUGGGUACGCCGGCGGACAUCUCGGCAGCCUCUUGGGCACGGGCAACAUUCCAUGUGCUUACCGGCCGCAACAUUCUUGCGCCGCUGGAAUCACCAACUUGCCAUGGAGCAGGGGGGCGACGACGAGCGGGCAGGUAGAGCCGUGAGACCAGGGGUCUCUGGUUCACUUCGGUGCGGUUCGGGGAGCCUACAGAAUAGAUUUGCCGGAUGAGUAGGGGAUUUAUAGGACUUGCAGAGAGCGCUCACUAGGGGUGUGUUCGUCGUCAACUCGUCAUUAGGGUAUAUGUAGUAGUCCCUCCGUAAACACUCUUAUAUCAGUUUAUAGAGGAAGUAAUAGACUAAUAGUACGCUUUAGGA